UAUCCUGGCAGGGAAGAUAAACCCUGGAUUAGUGGUGGCCGCCUGCUUCUCGCUCUCUUCGUCCAUCUCUCUCGAUCUUUCUUGCCUCUUCCAUCCGGACCUCUUUCCUGUUUUUGGGAGGGCUAAGAUGUCGCAUUGGAGCGUGAAGGAUGGCAACCUUAUUCUUGCUGAUAUUGAUUAGCUUGGCAUGACAUAGAAAGGAAGAGAGUGGAAAUUGGAGAAUGAAUAGUUGAGAAGAAAAGGGCAUGGCAUACCUCAUAGCACAAAAUGCACAGCAUUCAAACAGAAGGCCUACUGUUGUCUGCUGCCUUCCAGCAAGUUUACAGGAUUUUUGAAUUCAAACGGCUGCUUUGCUCUUAGUAAAGAGAAGGCCAACCAAUCCAGUAGGUGAAAGGAAUAGGAAAACUCAUGUAGUUCUCUUUCAGUAGUUUUAUGGCCACCUUCAGAACUCAAUUACAUCUUCAACAGUUUUUUUAGAUCCAUGAUUUUUGUUUUCAGAAAGGUCUUAGAUCCAUAUCUUAGAUACAUAUGCUUUUGGUUUGAAAUAUGUACUCGUUCAAUUUGCUUUACUAUACACAAUUUUUUGUUAACUUCGAGUUGUAUCAAACUAUCAACUAUUAUUGAGCACUAUUUAUGGACUAUCGAUUUUUGUGGAAGGAUCAAUUGCCAUUUACCAUCAUUUGGAUAUGAAUGAUACCGACCAAGCGUAGUUUCUAUGAAUUAGGUCCAAAUGUUGCUUAUGAAGUUUCUGUUUAAAAAUUGAAUCCUUACCUAAGAAAGUCGAUAAAAGUCAUUGAGAGCUGUGUAACAUUGAUGGACACCGGUAGGAGGGUUACCAACAUUUAAGACAAGCAUGUUAAUUAUUUGUUUGAUUUAAUUUGAGAAAGUGAAUUCUGGUUACAUAAGAAAUUGCAACUUCGGCAAAAAAAGAUGGUUGGGGCUGGGUCUGAGUCGGAUUCGAAUUUUUUGGGUUGGGAUCGGAUUAUACAUGAUUAUAUAUGAAUCUGGUUCGAUCCGAAUGAUCUGUUGGGUCAAAUAUUGUAGUCAUAGAUUUAAUUCAAUUCGACUCGUUUUUUUAUUGGAUUGGAUCUAGAUUCGAUAUGGAACUAAAUUGAGUUGGGGUUGGGGGGUGGGGGGGUGUUAACUCAUGACUCGGUCCAACCCAUUUGCCCCGUGAUGUUGGACGUGUUGCCUCUCGGGCUGAAGGGCGGAGAGUGAGUUAGACGUAGAAAAGUGCUGUGCCAUGUGGGAGGACACGUCCGUAAUUCCAGGUGUAGAAAGACUCGAGAUGCACCACGCCACGUUGAAUGGUCACCCAUUGGACGACGUGGCCACAUGCUUGAGUUUGCUGUCGUCGUCGUUGCUUCAUUUUGAAACUUUCUUCGUUCCGCUAUAGUCACCUUCCAGGUGACGUAACCACCAGAUGGCCAGCCGUUGACCGGGGCACUGGCCACACGUUCGCGGUAACCCCACCUCUAGGUAACCGUCUCUGUCCGAGCUGGCUACCGGUAGAAGAUCCUGUCACCGUAUUUACUAUUUAUUAUAUAGAUAUAGAAUAGAAAAUAGUACCCAAAGCAUUCCUUGGAGACCCAGAAAGGUACCUGGCGAAAUAGAACCCGCCACCAAUACCUUUUCCAUGGAUCGGGGCCCGCAUGACUGAGGCGAGUGGACUUGUUGGUUCACUCGUUUUGGGUCUACCUGUCAUUUCUGGAAAGAUAUUUUCCCGCAUCGGCUGCCAGCUGUAUCAGUUCCACCUGACCGCCUGGGGUACUAAGUUUCUUGUUUAAAAAAAUAUCAAUUUCUUUACAGAGGGGAAAGGAGAGGAGAGGUACUGGGAGUCGGGACCCUAACCCCAAAUGCACGAGUCAUGCGCCCCAAAUUCACGCGAAAUCCAAACCAAAUGAAAUUCCACCGGGGCGAGAUUGGAAGCGGUCUACACUAGGAUGCGCGCCACAUGUACCUCAGCCCGAUAUCCUCGCCGUCCGUGACAGAUGGGACGGUCACCGUCCCGGGCAGGGGAGAAACUGCCUCGCCCGUCCGAUCCCCAUAUAUGCUCGAACCGACGGUGCCGAUCAGGCCGGGGACGUGCUCGGGCAGAUCUCGCUGUCUUUAAGAGGCGUUGCCCCCCGGCCUUUCCUCCUCGUCCAGCCGAGGGUUUCGUCCUCCCAAGAAACCCUCGCCCUUCCUCACCUCACCAUCCUCUCUCUCUCUCUCUCUCUUUCUCUCUCCCUCCCUCCCCCCCCCCCCCCCCCCCCCGCCUGGGCUGUUCACGAGGCUCUGCUCCCUGGAUUCCGGCCCUUCCUUCGUGGAACAAUUGUCCUCUUCCAUGGUCCCCGACCCCCCGGCGGCACCCGAUCCGAACGAGCCCGUCGGAUCCCGGACGAUUUGAGGGGAAUCGCCGCCGUGCAUGGCGUCUGCUCUCCUGGCCAGCCGAAAUGAGCCGUACUGGGGAGACAGAAAGGUUUAUAUGAGGAAAACCCCGAAUUCUAACCCUAACUCAAGAGCUGUGACGAACCCUAAUCCUAAUCCUAACGCCAGAGACCAUGUUUCCGACCAUACGGGCCAGUUCCACCCACUGGAGCCGGAGGAGGUGCCGGCGUCCGUGGCCGCGGUGUCGGACGACUCGUCGUCCUUUAACCGGAAAUGCAUCAACCUCAACCACCGGCGUGAUUCGGCCAGCUACAUCACGUUCAACAUCUCGAACUACUCGAAGACGGAGCUGAGGGAGCUCAAGAGGCGCCUGGCUUCGGAGCUGGAGCAGGUCCGGAGCCUGAGCAGCCGGAUCGAAUCCAGAGAGUUCCAGUCUUCCGCCAGAUCCGCUGGCUUCAGUUCAUCGGGGAUCUACUGCGGUGGCCGGGAGGUCACCUCCUUGGCCGCGGCAGCCUUGCAUCAGAACCACGUCCAGCCUCCUGAUUCACAGGCAGCCAGAUCUUCCGAUCUCUUCUCGACCAAGGAGAAGAAGAUCUCCGGAAACAAGACCUUGCUGCCGGUGGUCUCUCCCAGGGAGGCAAAGCGGCUGGCGGCAGCGCCAGGUUCAGAGAAGCUCCGCUCUGCCAUGAUGAAGAAGUGUGGCCAGAUCUUGACGAAGCUGAUGAAGCACAAGAAGGGCAUCUGGUUCAAUUCCCCUGUGGAUGUGGUGGGCAUGGGCCUCCAUGACUACUUCCAGAUCAUCAAGCACCCCAUGGACCUUGGUACUGUGAAAUCUAAGCUCAACAAAGGUCUCUACCCGUCGCCAUUGGAGUUUGCUGCUGACAUCAGAUUGACCUUUAACAAUGCCCUUCUCUACAAUCCAGAAGGCCAUGAAGUGCAUAAGCUCGCUGAUCAGUUCCUCCGGCUCUUUGAGGGGCUGUUUCGCCCUUCGUACGAGAAGUAUGAGAAGCAGCAGAGCACCAUUGCCAGGGAGGAAGAGGAGGGCCAUAGGGUCGUUUCCUGGUCUCGUCCUCCUGUUGUCGAGAGUGCAAUGAGACCUGAGCCGGUCGUUCCUAUGAUACUGCCACCAGCUCUGAAUCCAACUCCAAUGCCAACUCCAUCUGCACUGCCUCCUGUUCAAGCUAAGCAGCCGCAGCUGCUGCCCCAGCCCCAGCAGCAUCCGGUCGUUGGUAGAAUGAUGAUGGGGAAGCAACCAAAGCCAAAGGCGACAUACCCAAAGAAGCGACCAAUGAGCUUGGAGGAGAAGACGAAGCUGAGCCUGGGGCUCCAGAGCCUGCCCCAGGAGAAGAUGUCCCAGGUGCUGCAAAUCGUGAGGAAGAGGAAUGCGGAUCCUGCACAGCAGGGGGAUGAGAUAGAGUUGGACAUUGAGACAAUGGACAUGGUGACCCUUUGGGAACUCGAUCGGUUCCUGUACAAUUGCAAGAAGAUGAUGAGCAAGAUCAAGCGGCAGGACAUGGCCAGCCACCUGAUCUCUGCUGGUCCACCUGCGACCAUGGUUAACACCGAAGGCGGUGACAGGUCUCCAGUGGCAGUAGAGACACCAGAGGCAGAAGCGGCGAAGAAGAGCAAGAAGGCGGACACAGUUGAGGAGGAUGUUGAUAUUGGUGAUGAGAUGCCGUGCACCAAUUAUCCCUCUGUGGAGAUUGAGAAGGAUGCUGGUUGUGCCAGCAGCUCCAGCAGCUCCAGCAGCGGCUCUUCAUCGUCAAGUGAUUCAGAUUCGGGUAGCUCAUCAGAGUGCGAUUCCGAUCGAGAUGAUGCACAGUCUCCUGCUGUAGGCUUGAGAUCUCCGAGAAACUAACAACAAGUUUAGUUGAUAGUAGACGAGAAGCAUGUGAGAGGGCAUGGGUAGGGGUACAGAAAUUUGAGGGCUUGUGGGUUUUUUCCCCUCUCGUCAGGUGUGAUUUAGGUAGGAGUGGAUAGAUAGGUGGGUAAUUUGAUGGCACAGGUGUACCAUAUGUAAAAGGAGAAGAAAGUGGAGAAGGUUGAGUAGGUGAAGCCUUCAGAAUGGCUUCUACUUGAAUUCCCUCUUGUUUAUUUUGAGCUUUUAGUUUAGGGCUUAUAGUUUUGGUUUCAUUGGUUAUGGGUGUUUUCAGGUUUAGGUAAUUUUUGUGUUAUCGGGUCUUCUCCUGCUGAUAUAUGUAAUGCUGCAACAUUAUGACCUAGUCCGGGUCUAGGCAUGGUGGAUAUGGAUGUUUGUUAUGAUUGAGUAACAGAUAUCCUUUUAGCGGCAUAUCUUUCUCUCAUUAACUUCAGAUUAAAUCUAGUGGGUUUUAUUUUAUGUACUUCAGAUGGAUCUCAUUGAAUUUCUGCCUCUUUAGGCCAGCUGACUUGCCUUUUGGUAGUUUCCAUGGGCAACCGGCAUUAUAUAUCUUUCAGUGGCCUGAUGGGUUGUCUGUUUUAUGAUAAAUCAUGCACAAAUAUUUGAUUGUCCAUUUAGGUGUUUUGGGUGGUAAAAGAUUUUAGUAUUCUGGUAUCUUCUUUUGGCUUUUAUUUUGUUUGUCAUCCUCCUCUAGGUAUAAGCUAUCUGUUUGGGUUACAUUUUUUAUCCAACAGACUUGCAACAUCUGCUCUGUAUAAAUUAUGGUCAAUCUGCUUGAUAUGAUUACUGCAGCACAUCGUGCCUGAUCUGUUUCGGUGCGUAGGUUGGCUUUUAUCAUUGUUGUUGUUGGAUUGUUAUGUUGCCCUUGAUCAAGGCUCGGUUGUAUGGUCUGAUUGUUGCUGAUAUUCUGAGAUUUGAUGUUGCAGGAUCUCUCUUCUUUCUUCUUUUUUUUUCCGGUGGUGUGUUGUUGAUAAGAAGUUCAUAUUCUUUAAUUUUUCUAGUUUCUGUUAUGCAGCUUGUAAUGGUGGAGCUGGAAAUAUUUUUGAAGUGCUCAAGUAUUUUUCA
Messenger RNA from Phoenix dactylifera (date palm), 5314 nucleotides. NCBI's taxonomy places the organism in Eukaryota, Viridiplantae, Streptophyta, Magnoliopsida, Arecales, Arecaceae. The record is from RefSeq and is a predicted model, not a curated record.